GUAAACCUCACACAGACGGCUGCAGAAAACACUUCCUGCUACCUGACAUGAAGCUGAGGGUUAAGAGAAGCUUAUUUCAUUCUCUUUCUGCAGUGUUUAUAUCUGAGACAGUAACACAGAAUGUUUGAGAGGGAAACAGAACGAUGUGUGCUUUAUUCGGAUGAACAAGCUUGAUCAUUUGUGAAUGAGCUCUGAGUGGAGAUGAAGCCGGAGCACCAGGAUCUGGUCCUGCAGGCCUGCGGUGCCUGUUCCCUGUGUGUGGGCACAAAGAUCCAGACGCUGUGGAGCGGGUACGGGGAGAUCGUGCGGCUGCAGCUGCAGGGCUGCGAGAGGCCGUCCGUGGUCGUCAAACACGUCAAGUUUCCACAGGACGCCGAGCAUCCCGGCGGCUGGAACACAGACCGUUCACACACACGUAAAGUGAGAUCCUACCAGGUGGAGACUCACUGGUACCAGAACUACUCCACCAAUCAGAGUUGCAGGACCCCCGCCUGCCUGGCUGCUCGAUCCUAUGGAGACGAGAUGCUGAUCGUUCUGGAAGACCUGGAUGUGGCCGGGUAUGAUCAGAGGAGGACCAGCGUAAAGGACAGAGAAAUAAAGGCUUGUCUCAGCUGGCUGGCCCACUUCCACGCUCUCUUCCUGGGGGUGGAACCAGACGGUCUGUGGCCCGUCGGCACAUACUGGCACCUGGAGACCCGGCCCGACGAGCUGGAGGCCAUGGACCAUCCCGAGUUGAAAGCAGCUGCGGGGGACAUCGACAAGAUCCUCAACGAGUGUCGCUUCAAAACAAUCGUUCACGGAGACGCCAAGUUAGCCAAUUUCUGUUUCUCCCAGAGUGGGUGGGACGUGGCGGCGGUAGACUUUCAGUAUGUAGGAGGAGGCUGUGGGAUGAAGGAUGUUGUGUAUUUCUUAGGAAGCUGCAUGGAAGAGAAGCAGUGUGAAAAGAGGGUACCAGGCCUGCUGGACUAUUAUUUUAGUGAACUAAAACAAUCUGUGACAAAAGAUGUGGACUUUGCUGCCCUGGAGAUGGAAUGGAGGGAAAUGUUUGUUUAUGCCUGGACAGAUUUUCAUCGCUUUCUGCUGGGAUGGAUGCCUGGACACUGGAAGAUCAACCACUACAGUAAACAGCUGACCAAGGAGGUGCUCCGUAAACUGAAGCUGUAACCAAAAAACUUUAGACCACGAGAGAACUGGGAGUGUAGCUAGAAGGCUUCCUGAAAUUCUGUAAAUGGAAAAAUGAAAAUGAACUGUCUACAGUUAAGCAUGCUUUUUGAAACACUUCUGGAUACAUUAAAGUAUGUUCAAAAUGCUUUGCCCUUACUCUACUGCCGUUCUUUGGUGAGGAAAACAUUGUACCAUCUUAAUAAAGCAAAGCAAAGCAAAACAAAACUACAA
Messenger RNA from Eleginops maclovinus (Patagonian blennie), 1395 nucleotides. It is a transcript of the gene pkdc, whose product is annotated as protein kinase-like domain containing. The record is from RefSeq and is a predicted model, not a curated record. The transcript has 3 exons. Bases 202 to 1164 code for a protein of 320 amino acids. Lineage: Eukaryota; Metazoa; Chordata; Actinopteri; Perciformes; Eleginopidae.